UUACAGUCGUUUGUUGACAUUCAGAGGUCGAGGCUGCCGGUCGUGCACCGAAAAAAUGCUGUCCCGGCUUUUCUCGUGGAGCGUGCGAGGCGGACUGGCCGGAGGUGCCGUCUACUACAGCACCCAGGAAGGCCUGUGGGGCGAUGCAAAGUCCACCAUUAGCAUGUACGAGAGGACAUGUGACAAAACUAAGAGCCUCGUUAAGGACGUUCCAAUUGAGUUUCCAACCAUUGAUGUACCCAGACCCACUGAAAUCGGAGCAUUUUGCCGUGUGAACUGGAACAAGGCUGUCUACGCCGCUUUUGAUGGCUUGUCAGCGGCCCCCAAGAAAAUUAGGCAGUGGACAUCUUGUGGCUAUGACAGCAUAGUAAAGCUCAUCAACGAACCACCUAAGCCAGUGCAGGGAUAAGCAUGUUGCGUUAAAACUCUCCUAGUAUUAGCGUGUUGAGAAAAUUGUACAGAAAUAAAGCGAGCAUUAAAUCUUA
Cloeon dipterum is the source of this 485-nucleotide messenger RNA. Its product is annotated as MICOS complex subunit MIC13 homolog QIL1-like. NCBI's taxonomy places the organism in Eukaryota, Metazoa, Arthropoda, Insecta, Ephemeroptera, Baetidae. The coding region runs from base 56 to 409 and encodes 117 amino acids. The record is from RefSeq and is a predicted model, not a curated record. The transcript has 3 exons. Gene Ontology annotation, cellular component: mitochondrial crista junction; MICOS complex. Gene Ontology annotation, biological process: cristae formation.